Ceraceosorus guamensis is the source of this 1199-nucleotide messenger RNA. RefSeq lists its product as hypothetical. Lineage: Eukaryota; Fungi; Basidiomycota; Exobasidiomycetes; Ceraceosorales; Ceraceosoraceae. The transcript has 3 exons. The record is from RefSeq and is a predicted model, not a curated record. Bases 134 to 1105 code for a protein of 323 amino acids.
GGUCAGGAUCGGUUCUAAGCCAUCAUCUCCCCUCUGAACAUCCAAGCGCUUCAAGCAGCAGCUCCCCCCGCCUCCCGCUUUCCCAACAGCAUCUCAUUACCACCACUCGUCCCUGCUCACAGAACUCUCCACGAUGCGUUUCCACAUGGCUUCCGUCCUGGCGCUCUGCCUCACCACGUUCAUCGCAUCCACCGUGGCCGACACUACUCAGUUCGUCUCGCAAAAUGCCGCAGCUCGCGCUGCUGUAGCUGCACGUGAUGCUAGCGCACUCCUCGCUCGCGGGCACCAUGCGCAUCCCCACGCCCGUUCCCUCACACUGGCAGAAGGUCGCAAGUUCCGUGUCCGUCGUUCUACUGCAGCUCAGCGCGAGGCUCAAGCCAAGCUGAAUGCGUACGCUGAGAACCAAGCAGCUAUCAACACCAAGUGGCAAGCUGCAGCGAUGGAGUCUCUCAAAAAGGGCGAAACCCCUCAGACCUUCGAGCAGUUCGCUGCUCAAGAUGACGGAUCAGCCGACGACAGCUCAGAUGACGCGUCCGAUGAGUCGUCUGACGACAAUGACGACGACCAGAAAGCUACGCCCAAAACGAAGCCCAUUCAGGAAAAGGCUUCCGAUUCAAAGCCCGCUCAGGACACAAAGCCCAAGCAGCAAAAGAGCCAGGACACAAAGCCCGAACAGCAUCAACAACAACAACAGCAACAGGUCCAAAAGCCCAAGGCUAGUCCGACAACUCACACCGAGACGCAUGCCUCGUCCAGCUCCGAAUCAACCUCAACUGGCCAAGCAGGCGCCGGCUCAGGCAAACAAUAUUCUGGUGAUGGUACCUUCUAUGCCACUGGUCUUGGCGCUUGCGGCUGGACAAACAAGGACAGCGACUACAUCGUUGCCGUCUCUCAAGACCUCUACAACACGUUCGGCUUGUCCAACGAUUCAAAGGUCUGUGGCCGCAAGAUCACUGCGCACCGCGGCAGCAAAUCAGUCACCGUCACUGUCAGCGACGCUUGCCCUGGCUGUGCCUGGGGAUCGCUCGACUUCAGCCCCGCCGCGUUCAAGGCCCUUGGAACUGAAGACGAAGGUCGCAUUCCCAUCACCUGGACCUUUGCCUAGGCUGUAUGCGGCCUUGGACCAGCAUCUACUCAACUCUACGGGCAAGCGACGCUAGUCGUUGACCUUGUCAAGAGGAGCGAACCGGGUGUUCGCU